GUGGAAAAAACGUGAAGAGUUUGGGGAAUGAUGUGUUGUUUUGCCGCCGUGUGUGUGUGUGUGUGUGUGUGUGCUCGCUCGCGAGGGGUGGCACCGGGAGCGUGUGUUGUGGCGGCAGCGUUGAGGGAGGAGGCGGAGCGGAGGGCCAGCGAGGCAGCCGCAGGCCCGCAGCAGCCAGUGACGGGCCAACGCGCGGUCAAACAGGGUGUGUGUUUUCGUAGUUCCCGACGCGGAGUGUCAAUGGCGGGAAGCAUUUGCCCGCCUCGGUCUGUGAUCUCGAGAGUGCGAACUACUGUUCCUCUGUGCUGAAACUGCCGCGGAACUCUUUAUUGAAGCCGCUGCAAACUUAUAGCAGUCUUGUGGUGCAGGGCGCUGCGUGUGACUGUUUCGUGGCGGUGGGUCUGUGAGGAUGAGCUGACACUCGUGGGGGCCGCGAAGAAGGUUGUGCCCCACGGGUGGUGUCCACUUGGUGACUGUUGGUUGUGAUGUGAGUGGGUGGCGCCGUCCGCUUACUGUGCCAGGUUGACUCGAGAGUCAGGGUGCCAGGCAGGAUGCCGUCCGUGAGUCCCACAGGGCCAGACAUGUACGAGGGGUCGCCGCCCCCUCCCGUCAGCCCCGCCACCUCCAUGGAGCUGGGCGGCUCCUUUACCUCACAGUGUUCCGUGGAGUCCCUCGGCUCGCUGGACAGUGGGCACAGCUCGUCCGCUGACAAUGGAGCUACGGAAAGUCAGGUGGGCACUCCGUCCCCCGGGCCCCACAGCCCAACGCCUGUGAUCAAAGUCCCCAGCCUUCAGUGCCCCAAGGCCUCGGGCAAGGAGGGCUCCUACUCGGCCACACUAAGCUUGGCGUCCAUGGGUUGCCAAGACCGUCCACCGUCCAGGCUCGACCGGUCUUUGUCCAACACAUCCACGACUUCCAUCACCUCCGACAUGUCCCUCAAGUCCACUGACACGAUGAGCUCCAGCACCACCGUCAACUCGGGCCACACGGCGGCCACUUCCACCUCCACCUCCUCCACCACCAUCGUGACGCCCAUCAAGACCAAGGAGGAGCUGGACUCGUAUAUCAACCACCUCGACUCGUUGUGGUCUGAGGAGGAUGAGUGGAUCAUGAUCUUUGACAACCUCAUCAAGAACACUGAGGCCUCCACCAGGACGCGCCGCCACACGCACCACCACAGCCACCACCACACCAGCGGCUCCACCAGCUACCAUUCGUCGCCCUACACGUCGCCCUACAAAGCAGGAAGCAAAGGCGAUGAUGAAUUGGACAGAGCUAGCCGGUCUUUGCCCCGGCGGCUUCUAGCUCUCCGGAGAAAGAUCAAGUCUGGCGGGAGCAAGUCUCGAGCCAGCAGCGCCCCACCUGUCAGACGCUCCGUCCAGGGAGCCGCGCUCCCACCCAAGAGUGCUGGAGGAGAGAGUGGUGGUGGGGCCCCCCGCUCGGCUGUCAAGAGGGUGCCUUCAAUCACUCGGGGCAGGAUAGGCUCCUCAACAUCUAAUACAGCCGCAGCUGGAGCCGUGGAUGAAGCCUCCUUCUUUGCGUUAUUUGAGGAUGUGCCGAAGGUUACCAUAUACUCCACCAGGGAACUUGAGGACACGCUUACAAAAGUGCGAGAAAUCAUUGCAAGUUCCAGCAAUGACUGGGACAAGAGAGUGGACGCUCUCAAAAAAAUAAGAAGUUUAAUAGUAGCUGGUGCUGCAAACUAUGAUGAGUUCUACCCUCACCUCCGGCUGCUGGAACAAGCCAUGCAAAUUUCCAUCAAGGAUCUCAGGUCCCAGGUGGUGCGUGAGGCGUGCGUCACAGUGGCCUACAUGUCUCAGGAGCUGCACCAUAAAGUGGACCACCUUUGUGAGACACUCCUCCCAAAUCUAAUUAAUUUAAUCCCAAAUAGUGCUAAGAUUAUGGCAUCCUCUGGUAUUGUUACAAUUCGUUUCAUCAUACAAAACACUCACCACCACAAGCUCAUCCCAAUCCUCCUUCGAGAACUUACCAGUAAAAACAGGGAGAUUAGAAAAGUGCUGUGUGAGGUGCUUGAUCAGCUGGUCCACACCUGGCCCACUCACUCCAUGGAGAAGCACAUUGUCAUACUCUCUGAGAGCAUAAAGAAGGGGAUCACGGAUGCUGACCCGGAGGCACGAGCUUUCUCCAGGAAGGCUUAUUGGGGCUUUGCGGAUCACUUCAAGGAGGAAGCAGACAAGUUACUGAACUCCCUUGACCCCAGCUACAAGAAGAUGCUUCAGGGUGAGAUGGGCAUGUCUAAUUCCUCCUCAUCCCAGUCCCUUCAAGGCUCACAAAGUAAACAAGGCGGAAGUCGCACUGGCUGGGUGAGGUCCCCUUCCACCACAGGGAGCACUGAGAAUCUCUCGGGACAGUUCUCUAGACUGUCUCACAGCAGUAUCCAGCGAUCUGCUAUCCCUACUCCUUCCUCACACCGACCACAGGACUCCCCAGCCUCCCCUGUUACACCCACCAACAACUUCCGCUCCAACAGUGCCAUUGACCUGCAGGCUGCCAGGCGGGCUCAAGCUCGGUCACAGUAUGCCCAAGCCCAGAGGCUCAAGGUGGGCUCUGGGGCAUCACUACGACCUGAAGGAGAGGAUAAAGCACGUCCAAGGAAAACGUCCGAUCAUCCGCCCAUCAGCUCCAUCACCUCCCCAGACCGCAUGGGCCGCUCCAGAAGUAGGGGUGGCGUCUCACAGUCACAGCCUGGUAGUCGCAGUGGGUCUCCCUCGUCACGGCUCAGUUACGCAACCUAUGCCUCACCCGGUGACUCGGGCACCAUGGGCCGCUCCCGCCGCAGGAGUGGCAUACCCCGCUCCACUGGCACUUCAAGGGAACCCUCACCCAGUCGUUACAGUGCUCUCAGUGGAAUCUCUCCCUCCAAAUCCCGAUCAAGGUCGAUCUCUGGUGCAUCAGAAAUGCCUCCCCAAGUGCCUGGCAAGUCACGGCAGGUGAUGGCGCAGAAAAUUUUGCAGCAGAGUCGGGAGGCUGAAAGUGCCCUAGCUGAUGCUUUAGUGAGCCUUCCACCAGGAGGAGUGUUGUCCACUGCGACUCUGCAGCAUUCCACCAGUCAUCGCUCUCCUAAUAGGAAAAUGUACACGAAGGCCUUUGAGGAUCAGUCCGACAAUGAAAGUGAGACCUCCAGUGUCUGUUCCGAGCGAUCCUUUGACUCCUGCAGAAGGAAUGACCUAUUCUGGUAUGGAUCACAACAACGUAUUCUCAAGGAGGUCUGGGAGCCAUCAGCCAAGAUGCAGGAUGUGAAUGACAUUAUUUCAAACUGUGCCUCCACCCACUGGGGUGACCGAAAGGAGGGUCUGGUGGCUCUGAAGGCCUUCCUGCAGGGCUCCCACAUGCUCACUGGCUCAGAGCUGCGGCGUGUCACAGAAAUCUUCACCAAGAUGUUUAUGGAUGCCCACACCAAGGUGUUCACCAUGUUCCUGGACACACUCAUGGAUCUGAUAAUGGUGCACAAGGCAGACCUUGGGGACUGGCUCUAUGUGCUCCUUACCAGAUUGCUCAAUAAAUUGGGUUCAGAUCUUCUUGGAUCAGUCCAGACCAAAAUUCACAAAACCUUAGAUUUAGUGAGAGAUUCAUUCCCCUGUGAUCAGCAGUUUAUUGUUAUUAUGAGAUUCCUUGUGGAUCAAACUCAAACUCCGAACUCUAAAGUGAAGGUGGCAACUCUCACAUACCUCAAGUGUUUAGUUGACGUUAUGGAGCUGGGGGACCUGACUGCCUCCCCUGACACCCCUGUGGCCUUGGCAAAGAUCCUAACAUGGACAGCAGACCAGAAAUUCCUUGACAUCAGACGAGCAGCAUCUGCAGCCUUCAUCGCCAUGUUCAACUGCAACAUGACAGAAUUCACAGCUCUUCUACAGCAGCUUCCUCCUGCAUGUCAGAGCACAGCAUCACAGAUCAUACAGACCCACUUGAAAAGAGUGUCCAGUCUUGAUGCAUCCCCCUCCUCCCUUCCCCCUCGAACUCCUCCCAGCUCAGGAGGCACACCCGUGCUUCAGAGUCCUAACACUUCUCUCCCACGCUCUCACCGACCUACAAGAUACAACACCAUCGACUUUGAUGAUACCGAAAACCUCAACCCUGAAGAAGUAUAUAGAAGUUUGAAACGCACAACAGCAGAGAUCCAGAACUACAGCUUUGACCUGGAAAGUUUAGAAAAGCAUAGAGACUCUACAUCACAGGACUCGGGCAUCAGCCAGCUCUCGGCAGGCGGCGCAGACACUCGUGGCAGUGAUGUCGUUGAUGAUAAGCAUGCUGAGGACACCAAUGGCAUCCUGUCUGGCCGGUCAUCAAGUGUGUCAUCCCCUACACACCGUCAACUCUCCCUCAUGUCCGACUCGUCCAGGAAUGGCUUGGACACCCUCACCGAUGAUGACCUGGGUGAUGGGCAGGAGAGCGAUGCUGAAAUAAUGACAAGUGUGAUCGCCGAGCUGAGCAACACUGAAGAAGGUCGCUCUGUGGAAAAACGUAGUGCCCUCACCAACCUUAUCCGUCUCGCCCGCACUGGUUCAACAUUAGUAUGGAAUGAAAACUUCCGCGCAGUGCUUCGACUCUUGCUGGAGAGUCUAAACUGUGGUGAUGGUGGCCAGCGUGCACUGGUGCUUGCGGUGCUCACGGAGAUGAUGCGCAGGAGUCCUCUAGUCCAUCACUUCCUCAGCUUCUCAGAGUUAAUAAUUCUGAGAGUACUUAAUGCACAUGGAGAUAAGGAGAAGGAAGUGCUUAGGGCAGCCCAGGUUUGUGCUGGCACUGUGGCUGAAAUUCUUCCUCCUGAAGUGGUAAUCCGUGUCCUGAAGCCUCUGAUCCAAAUGGCUGACUAUCCUGUGAAUCAGGCAUCCAUCAAGAUGCUCAAUAAACUAGUUGAAGCUCAUCAGCCUUCAAUUGUUGCUGCUGCCCUACCAGAGAUUAUGCCUGGACUUAUUAAGGCUUAUGACAACAAGGAUUCAUGUGUGCGCAAAGCCUCUGUAUUCUGCAUGGUGGCCUUGCACAAUGCUGUGGGUGAAGAGGCCAUGCAGCCUCACCUAGAUGGCCUCACUGGCUCCAAGUUGAAACUCCUUAAUCUGUACAUCAAGCGAGCAGAAACGCAGAACUCUGGGGCAUCUUCCCCUAAGUCUGAGCCUCCAAUGUGAGGGGGAAGACUGAGGUUGUGAAGGUUGAGUCAGGCAGAAAUAGAAAUAAAGGUACUCCAAGUGGCUUCAUCAUGAGGUGAUUGAGUGAAUUAACAUGUAGAUAUUCAAAGAAAAAGAAAUUUAUCACCAGUCAAAAUAAGAAGCAAAAACACUUGUGAUAUAUAUUCAGUAAUGACAUUGUGUUUUCUUUGGCAGUUGAGUAUGUUCACUUAACCUUGGCACAAAAUUUAUAGGAAGAGCCACAGAACUAAAACCUCAUCUUCAAACCUUCAAGGCAAGUCCAGGUGAAGGCUUGUAUCUCACCGUCUGGCUGGAGCACAGGGAGGAUGACAUGAACUACACAUUCUUUUGUUUUUAUCAAUUUGUUUUAUCUUUUUAGCAAGAUUGGAUACAGUAAAUGAAGUAUGCUGGCCUUUAGUCAGUGCUGCUUUGAUGUGUCAAAUCUAACUUUUUAGAUUUCAAAAGCUCAAAAAAGGCAAAGUUUGGAAAUUGUACCUUGGGCACUUCUUUCAAUGAAGAUCAUUGUCAUAUAUUUUUUACAUACCCUUGUGUUAUCCAUCACUUUUAUGUAAUGAUUUCCCAUGCUUCCCAGUCUUCUGUUAAUGCUUGGAGAAAACUUGGACACAGAUUGUAACACACACUGACAUAAUUACAAGGAAAUUGGAUUUGAGAAGUUAGGCUUCUAUAUCAGGUGUUUCAUACAUCAUUUAAUCUGAGGGUGCAAGGGAGAUUAUAUGAAGAAUAUAUUGUGAAUGGUUUUUCACUAUUGAAUUUAUCCCAAAUUUUAAAGAUUGCAAUGUUUUGAUAAAGAAAGCUUUCCAUCAGCAGCAAAUGACCCAUGUUGGCUGUUAGGCCAAGUGAGGGAGCAGCUAAAGGGCAAGGAAAUACAAACAAGCCCACAAAGCACGUCUCCUGUAAGAAGGGGAUGGCUGGAGUGGCCAAAAGAGAGGGUCAAAUUCAGUUGGAGAGGUGUCUUGAUACUCCCCUCUCAAAAGAGUUCAAGUGUUAUAGGGAGAAGGAUAUACAGAUGAAGGAAGGCUGUUGCAGAGUGUGUCAACUAAGGAUAUGAAAGAAUGAAGAUGCUUCAAAUAGAGAUAUCAGUGAAGAGACACUCAAGAUGUGCUCCGCUUUGGAAUUUAAAUUAAGAAUUUUCCAUAAUUUGUAGAAGUAGGUGAAAUAAACAUCACAGAUGUAUUUGUAACAGAAGGACUAUUACGUCAUAGCCAGAUGGUGGAAAAUUCUGAAAAAUCUAGGUUGUGGGCAUGAGAGAAGUGAUAUCAUUGCUUAUAUAGAUACAGCAUCCACUUUGGAUUGAAAUUUUGGAUAAAGAUAGUAGGAGGGAACAGAAUAAAGAUAAUUGUCUGUAGCCUCAGAAACCUGUGUUUCAGUGAAGAAGAGGUGAGGUUUAGAAGAGGAGAGAUGGUGCUCCACAAACGGAAAUUAUUGCAAAGACCAAGAAUGCUGCAGAAGUUAACUGAGAAAGUUGGAGGAACUAUCAAGACACCUCUUUGGGUUGUUGCCAGAAAUGGAGUCGCAUAUAUGUAAUUUGAUGUGGAAAUUAAGAUAAUUUAUCUUAGAGAGGAUACUGAACUAUUCUCUGGUGUUAAGACAACAGAGAAACAGAAAGUGACGACAAGGGAAGGUCUUUGAUAGCCUUGUAGCACUCCCUUGCCUCCCGUAUAUACCUCACCGGGAGUGACUUACGCCCAUUUUGGCAAGUAAAAAAUAAACCCUGCCUACUCCUCUCUCUUGGCAACCUGUGUGUGAUAGUUAAUUAUGUGAUUACUGACAACAUAUAUAUGGCUUUUCUAAGCAGUGUGAAAUACUGUAAAGCAAAAAUAGGAUGUUAAGGACCAAGCAGUAUCUCUGUAUUUUGAUGCAUAUGUGCCAUUAGGAGUACCCUUCAAGUCAAGGGAAAGUGGUGGCAUGACUUCCCGUUGCAUACUCUCGUUUUUUGUGCAGAGUGUACUCGGAGAGAGUUGGAUUUUAAAGAUGAGGGAAAAAUACAACUAUUAACACUAGUGUCAAUAGAAUACUUCAUCACUAGGGGCUGGGAGCUAGUCAAAUGUGCUUUGAAUUGGCAUCUUGAUAGUGUUGUUUGUCUGUUUUUAUUAUCUUUUAAGCAUAUUUUACGGAUACGAAUGUGAUUGGUCAAUAUAUUUAUUGGCCUUAUUGUUGCAAGAUUCGCUUUAUUUAGGAGGGUCUAAACAUUGUUAAGAGCAAGCUUGUGACCCAGAUGGUAAUUUUUGCAACUUGAAUGAGUUUGGUCAUGCUGGGCACCUACAGAGGAGGUGUGUAGGCCCAUCAUUCCAAUAUCCUGAGCACCUGACACAGCUUGGCAUGAAUGCUAGCCUGCCUUGUGCAAAGCUUUUUGGUGAAAUGUAUGAUAGUUACAAACAUGUAUUAUAAAUCAUGUACAUAAUAGAUAUUCUCCCCCUCCCCCAACCCUUGGUCAUGGAUACUAAAUCUUCCAGCAAUUUUUUUAGUUUGUAUUUCUUAUGUUACUUAACACUACCAUAUCCUCUAAGCAAAUGAGUUACUGGCAUGAAAUGGACAGCAAAUGUAUGAAAGGCACCAAUGCUUCAACCCCCUUCAAAACAAACAAAAAUAAACUUCUUUUUUUUUUAUUUUAUUUUUAUUUUAUUUUUUUUUUAUUUUUUUUUUUUAUCUGUCCCAUGGCUACUUCUGUCAUUUUUAAGAAGCUUUCAGUCACCCUGCCCUUUGGUGCUGAAGCUCUAAGCUUCAACUGUCUAAAGUUUCUACAAGUAUGGUUUUUCCCUGCCUCAACACCCUGCAAACAACUUUGACAAGUGCACAGUUCUGAAAAUGCACUUGUGUUGCACACAGACAGUUUGGUUGAUGCUUCUUUGAUGUGUGAAACAACUUGCAUUCAUGUCAGAAAAAUAAAUACAGAAAAAUGUAAAGCAUACAGUUAAGUUCUCUUAUACCUAUUGAAAAGAAAAAAUAUAUCACCAUCUAACAUUUAUUGCAAGACUCAUGUAUGUGUUGAAUCUUCUGUUAACAACUGCAUUGAGUCAUUCACUUUUUUUUCCAAAGUACUCUGGAGGUGUAUGUGUGUGUGUGUGUGUGUGUGUGUGUUUGUGUGUGUGUUUGUGUGUGUGUGUGUGUGUACACAUUCAUGCAUGUUUGCAAUGUUUUAUACGUUUUAGAGAUGUGGUUUUCAAAGUGACUGAGAUAUACCCUAGAUGGCACCCUAACAGCCAGGUCAUUGGUGUGCUGGUUUAUAAAGCUGCAGCCAAACUGUCACCUUAUAUACCAAAGCAGAUCAGAUAAAAAGCAAACUUAAAAAGGAUGUUUAACUAUUAUUUUAUUUUAUUUAUUUAUGUUUUUUUUUUACUUUUUAUUAUUAUUAUUAUUUUUUUUUUUUCCCAUUGUAAAGAUUGAACACUGGAAACUGAUAACUAUUUUUUUAUAUUAUGAUAAUACUACUCCUUGUAAUUAUAAAGUUAUUUUGAAAAGAAGAAAAAUUAGCUUUAAUCGUAACCAUGCAUUGUGACACAUAACUGCUUGUUUUGUCUAUUUCUUCAUGUCAUUACUGUAUAUGAUGAUUUAUGUGCCAAUAUUUGUUUUCUCUGUACAUGUGAUACCUCUGGUGUUGGAUAGUGGUGUGUGCAGCCCUUACUGGAUCAAGGUUAUGACUCAAGCUGUUGCUGUAAUAGAUGCAUGGACACUGUCAUGCAUUCUUGAAUGAGUGAUAAACAAGUUACCUAAAACUGUCAUUUUUUUAUAGACCAACAAAUGAACAUCAUUUGCAGCUUUAAACUAGUAUCAGCAUGCUAUUAACUGUUAGUUUUUUAGAGUUGUGAUGAACGGUGCUCUGCACUGGUCUCUGUACUAUUAAUUUUGUCAGCUGGUUUACUGUUAUGAUGCUACCGGGAGCAAGACAGGGACUAUUCAUAAAGCCAGACACAAUGUAUUUUCUGAAUACAAAAAUUGUCUUGUUAUUCAUUUCUACUUUUUUUAUUUAUACUUUCAUGGUAGGAGUGAUAUUUAGUGAAACAAAAUGCAAAUUCCAUGGAUUUUUCCAGAUCUGCAACAUGAAUUGUGAUAGUGUCAGCUGUGGCUUUCAAAAUAUUACAGGUCAUGGAUAUUCUUAAGGAACUCAAGAGUCAUUUAGAUUUCACUCAUGUUACAGGGAAUUCAGGCUUGAUGGGAAAGCUCACGAGACAGACUCACGGGGAAGCAUGGUAAGUGUGAGGGAUGCAGGCUGCCCCAGGUGACUCCUUUGCACAUUCAUUACCCUAAUAAAUCUCAUUACAGA
This is a messenger RNA of Eriocheir sinensis (Chinese mitten crab), 9423 nucleotides long. RefSeq names its product CLIP-associating protein 2-like. Bases 552 to 5141 code for a protein of 1529 amino acids. Gene Ontology annotation, biological process: mitotic spindle assembly. NCBI's taxonomy places the organism in Eukaryota, Metazoa, Arthropoda, Malacostraca, Decapoda, Varunidae. Gene Ontology annotation, molecular function: microtubule binding. Gene Ontology annotation, cellular component: cytoplasmic microtubule; mitotic spindle; microtubule organizing center. The record is from RefSeq and is a predicted model, not a curated record. The transcript is spliced from 26 exons.